This is a messenger RNA of Perca fluviatilis (European perch), 1678 nucleotides long. RefSeq names its product cysteine dioxygenase, type I (gene cdo1). The record is from RefSeq and is a predicted model, not a curated record. Gene Ontology annotation, biological process: L-cysteine catabolic process. Bases 83 to 736 code for a protein of 217 amino acids. NCBI's taxonomy places the organism in Eukaryota, Metazoa, Chordata, Actinopteri, Perciformes, Percidae. Gene Ontology annotation, molecular function: cysteine dioxygenase activity; ferrous iron binding. The transcript has 6 exons.
UAAGCCACUGCAGAAAGUUGGUAAGAGAAACCUUUUGUUUUAGCUGAACAGAAAUAUCUGCGAAAUAACCUUCUGCAGAGAGAUGGAGCACACCGAGGUGGUGAAGCCAGAAACUCUGGAUGACCUGAUCAAAAUCUUGCAUAAAAUCUUCGAGAGUGACAGCAUCAAUGUUGAGGAGGUCCAAGGCAUAAUGGAAGCAUAUGAGAGCAAUCCUCAGGACUGGGUGAAAUAUGCAAAGUUUGACAAAUACAGCACCUUUGAUGGCUGCUCUAAAAAGUCAAACUGCACUUGGAAAAACAGGUACACAAGGAACUUGGUUGAUGAGGGUAACGGAAAGUUCAACCUCAUGAUUCUGUGCUGGGGAGAAGGCCACGGCAGUAGCAUCCACGACCACACAGACUCCCAUUGUUUCAUGAAGCUGCUGCAGGGUCAACUAAAGGAGACGCUGUUUGAGUGGCCGGACAGUAAAUCACAAGGAGAAAUGGUCCAGAAGUCACAGAGAAUUCUCCAAGAAAACAAGGUUGCUUACAUAAACGACUCCAUUGGCCUACAUCGUGUGGAAAAUGGCAGCCACACAGAGUGUGCAGCCAGUUUGCACCUGUACAGUCCCCCUUUCCAGUCCUGCCAGACAUUUGACCAGCGGACGGGGCACAGGAACACCGUCAAGAUGACCUUCUGGAGCAAAAAGGGCGAGAGGACUCCAUUUGAAACCACAUUCUCACAAGAGAACAACUAAUAGUCACCAAAGGAGGCUCCAGAUGAGGAAGACAGUUGUGUUGAAAUGACAAUGUUGUAAAAUUGAUUCAAGGGAAACUGCUUGGGAAGCAAAAUGUGGACCUACUAUGACUAAGCAACCCAUUUAAAAAAUCAGGAGCGGGCCGGUUCAAAAGGACAACUCAGUAAUUAGAAUGGCUUUAUCGCUGCCCAGUGUGAGCUUGGCAAAUACUGAUGAGCACAGGACGAAUGCAUGAAUAGGCUUGGACAUGGAUUGAAUCUGCCUUUUGUUUGCUAGGCCUGAGGAGACCCUUUUCCAAUAACAACAUUCCUGUCCAGCCACGACCUGUGUAACAACACUUUUGAAAAAUUAUGGCCCAUAGUCAAAGAGCUGAGCUUUGGCAUUUUCAAAAAGGGGGGGAUAUAUUGUAAUAGUGUUUAAAUUUCAUAUCUCAAGAAAAGGAAAAUAGUAAAUGAUGGAGCAUUUUUAUAGCUGUAUUUACUGUCAAUUUAGACCACUCAAAAUUGUCUUAACACCUGUUGAAAAUUGUGAUGAUGUAACAUUGUUUGUAUAAUCUAAUUAACAAAAAGUUUGUUCCAUUUGCAUUUGGAAAAAGAAAUGUAAAGCUUUAGAGUUGUGUUGUUUUUAAAAGUGCUAUGGUUGUAAUUUAUUUGCAGGGAAGAGAGUGUUUGAAUCGGCAAGCUUCCGUGUUACUCCUUAAUGUAUUCGUACUUAAGUUUUGACCAAGAAAGUCUUUUGUAUUAUUAGCAGACAAUAUGUUCAGUUAAAACACAUACCUUUUCUCAGGAUUUUGGCAUAUUUUUAAUUGUAGCUGUAUUUAUAGUGUGUAGUUUUUACAGCAUAGCAUAGCACUGUCAAAUGCAUAAGUGAUUUCUGUGAUGCAGUAAAUGAUAAAUCUGGCCAUAACUGUAGACCAUUAAACACCAUUACCCUUUCACAGAA